Molecule: messenger RNA, 969 nt
Organism: Didymodactylos carnosus
Lineage: Eukaryota; Metazoa; Rotifera; Eurotatoria; Philodinida; Philodinidae
Source: the annotation of a GenBank genome assembly
AUGGCUGCGGAUCAGCGUGAAUUUAUUGAAAUAUACCAGUACGCCAAAAAAAAUAUAAAUCCUGAUUUAAUCUAUAGAUCAUUAUUAUACAAUUCGAAUGUUUUAACCAUGAUACCACCGCAUGAAACAUUAUCCAUUUUACAUCAUAUUGUAAGUCAUGCCAAUUUAGAUUUGUUUAAUAAAGUAAUUGCUAUUCCAAACUUAAGAUUGAUUCUAUUAACCAAAAGUGCAGGAAAACCAUCAAAAGAUAUCCUCGAAAUUUCACAUGAGAAAAUAAAAAAAAGUCAACAGCAUCAAAUGAUAUAUAAAAGAAUAAAAGAAUUAAAUGAACUAGAUAAAUUUGUUGAAUAUGCAAAACAUAAUCAAACUGACCAAUGUAAACAAAUGUUAAUUCAAACGGAUAUGGAUUUAGCUAAUAUGAAACCACCUUAUAGAAAAUAUUAUUUAAUACAUCAUCUGGCUUAUGCUAAUAAUCGUCGUGAAUUUGAUGAAUUAAGAAAUUUGGGUACAUGCCAUUUUAACAUGUUGCUAUUAACUAGUGAUAAUAAAACAGCAGCUGAAGUAGCAUUUGAGAAUCAUCAUCAAGAUUUUGGAAAUUAUUUAGAAUCACUCUCGCCGGAAAUGAAAAAAAUACGUGAAAAACAUCAGGCAAUACAACAAUCAUCAAUCAUAGCACAGGAAGAAGAAGAAAAAUAUGUUGAACAACAAUUACAAUCAAUACAGUUACCCAAUAAUAUGUUGUCAUGUUUUACAUGUCCAUUAACAAAGGAAUUAUUUAUUGAUCCCGUCGUUUGUGCCGAUGGGUUUACAUAUGAACGAGCAGCGAUUCAACAAUGGUUAAAUGGUGGUCAGAAUAGAUCGCCAAUGACCAAUAUGGAGUUAUCUAACACAAAUCUGGUACCGAAUAUUGUCAUAAAAUCAGCAUUGGAUGAAUUGAGAGAGAAAGAACAUCAAGUAUCUCGCCUUUAG